Periophthalmus magnuspinnatus is the source of this 5372-nucleotide messenger RNA. It is a transcript of the gene tmem63c, whose product is annotated as transmembrane protein 63C. NCBI's taxonomy places the organism in Eukaryota, Metazoa, Chordata, Actinopteri, Gobiiformes, Gobiidae. Gene Ontology annotation, molecular function: calcium-activated cation channel activity. Gene Ontology annotation, cellular component: plasma membrane. The record is from RefSeq and is a predicted model, not a curated record. The transcript is spliced from 23 exons. The coding region runs from base 82 to 2607 and encodes 841 amino acids.
ACUCGUAGCAGCAGCAGCAGCAGCAGCAUCAUCCCCUUCCGUCUUGCAUCAGGAAACCAUCGUAGGUAUGUUGGCGCUCUGAUGGCCGACCCUGUGUUCUUUGUGACGAGAGCUCCCCCUGCGGGUGGGAGGCCAGUGCAGCUGGAUGGGCUGAACUUCCUGCGGCGCUCAGCUGGAGAGGAGAACAGUACAGUGGAGAGAUGUUUUCAGGCACACGCCCACAGCAGCGUGCUCCAGGGGCUGCCCUUUGGAGGGGUGCCCACCGUCCUGGCCAUCAACAUUGUCCUGUGGAUGUUUUUGUUGCUCAUUUUUUCGUGUCUGAGGAAGGCUGCAUGGGACUAUGGCCGCCUGGCUCUGCUGAUGGAGAAUGACAGUCUAACAUCACUGUUCUAUGGGGAACAAAGUGAAAAGGAGAAGUCCCCCUCAGACUGUAGCCCAUCAGACUCUGAAAGCAAGGACAUGGGCUUCUGCUCAUGGCUUUCAUCUCUUUACCAUAUGAAGGAUGAGGAGAUCCGGAGCAAGUGCGGCUUGGAUGCAGUCACAUACCUGUCCUUCCAGCGCCACAUCAUCCUUCUGCUCAGCAUGGUCUGCCUGCUGUCUUUGGCUGUCAUUCUGCCGGUCAACUUUUCCGGGAAGCUCCUGGGGGACAGUCCAGAAAACUUUGGUCGAACAACUCUGGCUAACAUUAACAGAGAGGACCACUUUCUAUGGCUCCACUGUGUCUUUGCUCUGUUGUAUUUUAUCCUCACACUGCUGUGCAUGACCCACCACUCCAUACGGCUGGAGUACAAGGAGGACCACAAGGUGGCCCGGACAUUGAUGAUCACAUCUAUUCCCAGAGAGAUCUCUGACCCAGGGCUCAUCACCAAACACUUUCAUGAGGCCUACCCGAGCUGCACAGUCACUGACAUACGCUUCUGCUUUGACGUCCACAAGCUGAUGAAACUGGACUUGGAGAGACGAAAAGCCAUGAAAGGUCGUCUAUACUUUGCUUCAAAGGCCCAGAAGGAAGGCAAGAUCAUGAUCAAAACCCACCCAUGUGCUCAAAUCUUCUGCUGCGACGCGUGCGGGUUCGAACAAGUGGAUGCAGAGCAGUACUACAGUGAGCUGGAGGAGAAGAGGACCGAUGAGUUUAAUGCAGAGAAGAACCGCAUUGCCACCAAGAGGCUGGGCAUCGCUUUUGUUACGUUUAGGGAUGAGCGCAUGACAGCUGUAAUCGUGAAGGACUACAGACGUGUCCAGUGCCAGCGCCAUGUCCAGCAGUCCAGCAUCAGCGCAGUGGUCCAGUCUCAGAAAUGGGGGGUGAGCUACGCCCCGGCCCCCAGUGAUAUCAUCUGGGAGAACUUGUCUGUGUGUGGGUACCGCUGGUGGCUACGCGGCAUCCUCCUCAACAUCCUGCUCUUCCUCCUGCUCUUCUUCCUCACUACUCCGGCCAUCAUCGUCAAUACCAUGGACAAGUUCAACGUCACCAGGCCCGUGGAGAGUCUGCAGAGCCCAGUCAUCACACAGUUCUUCCCCACUCUGCUGCUGUGGAUGUUCUCAGUGCUGCUGCCUUUCAUUGUGUACUACUCAGCCUUCUUUGAAUCCCAUUGGACCAGAUCAGGAGAGAACCAGGUGACAAUGCACAAGUGCUUCCUGCUGUUGGUCUUCAUGGUCAUUAUCCUGCCCUCACUCGGCCUGUCCAGUCUGGACCUUUUCUUCACCUGGGUCUUUGAUGCCAACUUUUUGGAUCAACGAGAAGUCAAAUUUCAGUGUGUCUUUCUUCCAGACAAUGGGGCAUUCUUUGUAAAUUAUGUCAUCACUUCGAGUUUGAUUGGGACCGCGAUGGAACUGCUGCGAAUUCCUGCUCUGACGGUUUACAUGGUCCGACUCUGUUUUGCCAAGUCUCAAGCAGAACGUAUCCAUGUGAAAAGGAGUCAGGCCUAUGAGUUCCAGUUUGGCCUGGAGUAUGCCUGGACCAUGUGCAUCUUGAGCGUCACUAUGGCCUACAGUAUCACGUGCCCGCUCAUCACACCCUUUGGUCUUCUCUAUGUGAUUCUGAAGCACAUGGUGGAUCGCUACAACAUUUACUAUGCAUAUGUCCCCACUAAACUCAGCCAGCGCAUUCACAGGGCCGCCAUCAACCAGGUCAUCGUGGCUCCCAUCCUCUGCAUCUUCUGGCUGCUCUUCUUCUCUGUGCUCAGACUAGGUCCAGUGCACCCCAUCACCCUGUUUACCUUCGUGUCCCUGCUCUCCUGUAUCGCUUUCUGUAUCGUUCGCUUGUGCCUUAGGAAGCAGCCAGACAAGUCCAGCAGUUACCAGAUGUCUGACCAGCCUGCAGAGGGCGCGUUCACUGAUCCAGAGAGGAGCACAGUCACCACCACCAUGGCUUCCAAUAUGUUUGUUGCGUCUGUACUGUUGGAGCCAGAGCUUGCCCUGACCCCCAUGCCCUCCCCGGCUCACCACAGCUAUGGGGCCAUGUCCAACGCCCAGAGCCCCAGUUGUGGAACCCUCCAGGAUGAGGAGGGGGGACACCGAGAGACAGAGCUCCAAGACACCCCCUCUGACCCCCACCUCUCCAGCCCCCUCAUGGACUGCCCUGUUAGCUACCAAGACCUGACACGCUAGCUCCCGUCUUACCUGGGACGAUGCUGCAUUUUCAUCACUGACUUACCCCUGUAUAGCUGCGUGACACCCAAAAUUGAAACUUGUACAAUGGAAACAUGCCUAUGGGAACUUGUACAAAUCUCUAUACAUUUUUUCUGUGUAUAGAUCCUAUCUGCCAAGUGAAUCAUAAUUCUUCUUUUCAUGCAACUUGUUGAUGUGUGCACACUGCUUCCAAACUUAUUCUAAAUUUCAUGUUCUUGAAAGAGUCCACGUAGAGAAACUCAUUUGGAUUUGACCCAUCCCUAUAUUAUACCAACUCCUGUCAAUGGCCAACUGCAGUGCAUCAUUUGAAGGCUGUUAUUAUUCCCAUUUUGAGCUAUCUUCGUGGUCAGGAGUGCCUAGCUGGAGUAUUGUGCACCGAAGCAAACCAGAGGUAACCCACCAUGCGAACCCAGCACAGCCCUGGAAUUGAACCCGAGACCUCCGUGAGUAGCUGGGUGAGGGGGCGGUGUGACCAGGCUCACCCCAGCAGACUGCCCUGGUCGGGGUGAGUGGCAGAUCUGGACGGUACCGGCAGAGUGGUUGGCGAGGGCAUGCACUUGUGAAGCCAUCUGUCGUGAGAGCGCAGCCAGAAGGGACGCAGGAAAAUGUGAUACACGGAUAUACAGACUUGGUUGUUGCUGUAAUUAUCAUUUAUUUAAGGUGAAUACUUUGGAUACGAUAUUUUGGUGUUGAUAUUGUGUUUGGGGUCUCGAGGCGCCAGUGGAGAUUGAUUGAAAGUGUGGCAGUGCUGUCCCCAUUUUCUAUAUUUUUGUUAUGACAGUUUGAUGUGUAAAAUAUCGUUGAAAAUGUUGUAAAAGCAUAAUUUUGAAGAUAGGCCUGUUUUGAAAAGGCUUGUCAAAGAGAAUGUUCUGGCAUAAAGUGGACUUGUAUGGCUGCGUUCAGUCACGUCUUGGUUUGGUACUGAUUUUGUGAUGUAGACCCAGUUUGGGUCUGUUCUAGUCCUGGUUUAGUUUUGGGUUUAGUCCCAGUUUAGUCCCACUUUUGAUGUGAUGUGUGUGGAACUGUGAACGCAGCAUCUAACAUGCUUUAAUGUACUUAAAACAGAGUGGACAGAGAUGGGUACAGUAUCAAAAACUGGUAUUCAAGUAAGAGUACUCUUACUUCAAAAUGAUAUUACUUUAAGUAGAAUUACAAAAUAGUGGCUUAAGAAAUAACUCAAGUAAGAGUUAAAAAGUAUUUGCGGAAACUACCACAAGUAAGAGUAACUGUAAUAACAUCUGAUAUAUAGUUUUAAGUUUGUUUUUUCAAAGAAUAGACCCCAAAUAUGAGUGUAAGUACUAUUACACUGUAAAAUAUAUUACUCAAGUUAAAGUAUAUCAUCUGAAACUGCUUUCAGAAGUACAAUUUACUUUCUCAAGUAAAUGUACUCGUAAAUGUGACUGAGUACGACCCACCCACCUCUGCUGUGGGCUACAGAAUGUGAAUAUUGCCUACAACAAAAGUGAAUUGAUCCUUUAAAUUCAUCUGAAAUUAAGACAAUAACAUUAUUUAACUUGAAAACAACAUAUUUAUUGACCUUGUAUAUUUUUGUAAGCUAAAUGAGUAUAAACAGAUUUUUCCCACGUCUCCUAUUGUGCCUUGACUGAACCACUCCCUAUGUGUGACAAUCCAGCAUGGAACCUACUGGGCUAACCUGGAAAACUGCUGCAUGGCCUGAACUCUGAAAAACCUCCAAACACGCCUGGGAAACAAAGCAAAAAUGUUGGGAAUAAUGCAUUUUGCGUGUUUUUGAAUGACCACCUCUUCUUUUGUCCACUCAAAACAACAGUUAAGAUGACAUUCACACGGUGUCUUGGGCUGGCUAUAACUUUUACAACAGGUGACUAUACUUGAAUUGGUUGGUACCUGUUGUUUACUUUUCGUCUUGAUGUUUUGUACCAUCGGGCACAAAACCAAAAACUUAGCUUACCUAAGAAUUUGAACUCGCCAACACAAACAUCCUAGUAAAUAACUUUAUUAUUCCAUAUGGACAACAACAUGGCUGCCCUGUACAUGUCUCGUGUUUUGUAUCGCGAUUGUUGAGUAUUUACAGAAUGUACAAUUAUGGCUGGGAUCCCCGUAAUGUAACGACUCUUAAGUGAUGUUUAUGCCCAGGCUAUUGUCCAGAUCUGUGAAUGAUUUAUGGGAUUUGAACAUGGACUCAUUGUUGGUCAUAUGAUUUCCAUAACAUUACGUUCACAUUGGUUUUACAAGAAAUGCCAAUCUUCUAUAUAACUACAGAACAUACUGUCUAAAACGUUUAUUAUUGUCUAAAUACAGCCUGGGAGUGUUAUUCUAGUACGAGCUCCAUGGUGUAUGAUUUCAUAAAGAGAAAUGUAUUUGGAAAUUCAAAAUGUAGCUUGUAAAACUCGCUCAAAAUGGCCGUACAAAAUGCUCCGUCAAAACUAUUAAAUAAACAUGAAAGUAAGUCUUAAAACGUCCCUCCAUUUGAAGCUAUAUUUUCCGUACCAUUAAACACGUUAUGAAAUACAAGUUAUUAUGAUAUUCUUAACAUAAGGGUUGUUUUUUUCAUGCUUCGUUACUUUUACUAUGUCCGCUCUCUGGCUGUACCUCGUGUCUAUGUUUGGGUACACAUUUCCAGACACGACUGGCCCUCUCUUAUGGAAUAUGUGUAUCAUAUGAAAAAGGACUGUACUUUUAUAUGUGUGGGUCGGAAGGGGACACACUGCUCUAGACAUUGAUCUCUGUUGGGUUAUAUGGGCUUUCUUUGUACUCAAGUGAAG